Oryctolagus cuniculus (rabbit) is the source of this 1490-nucleotide messenger RNA. Its product is annotated as olfactory receptor 10J1. Gene Ontology annotation, biological process: G protein-coupled receptor signaling pathway. Gene Ontology annotation, molecular function: olfactory receptor activity; G protein-coupled receptor activity. The record is from RefSeq and is a predicted model, not a curated record. Lineage: Eukaryota; Metazoa; Chordata; Mammalia; Lagomorpha; Leporidae. Gene Ontology annotation, cellular component: membrane.
UGUGUUAAAUCCUUGCCCAAGAUAAGUUAACUCAUGAUAAAAGUAGGAAAUAAGUGUAUAACAUUUGACUCUAAAAGCUAUGCACUUUCCUCUUAUUAAGAAAAGAGCAUUUCACUCUCUACUCUCAUAAGACUUAAAGAUGAAUGUGAAUAUAAAUAAGCAGACACCUGAGGUAGAUUAGUCUCAGAAUUUACCCAUCCUUCUAUUUGACAGCAGUGAUCCACUAAGUUCCUCAUAUGCCAUUUUUUCUCUUAGAUACUGUAUGUGAUUUAAUGAAGACAGAGAAUUGCACUUUGGUGAGUGAGUUUGUUUUUCAAGGUUUCUCCAGCUUCCGUGAGCACCAGCUCACGCUUUUUGUAGUGUUCUUUGCACUAUACAUAUUAACACUAGCAGGCAACAUCAUCAUCGUGACCAUCAUCAGCCUUGAUCGCCACCUCCACACCCCCAUGUACUUCUUCCUCAGCAUGCUGUCAGCUUCAGAGACAGUGUACACACUGGUUAUUAUACCGAGGAUGCUCUUGAGCCUCGUAGUCCUCAGUCAGCCCAUUUCCUUGGCUGGCUGUGCUACUCAGAUGUUCUUCUUUGUGAUGUUGGCCAUUAACAACUGCUUCCUGCUCACAGCGAUGGGGUAUGACCGCUACGUGGCCAUCUGCAACCCUUUGAGGUACUCAGUCAUCAUGAACAAGAGAGUGUGCACUCAGCUGGUGUGGGGGGCCUUCAGCAUUGGUCUAAUUGUAGCAGUGACACAGGUGUCCGCUGUGUUCAGGCUGCCCUUCUGCAUCACAAAGGUGGCCCACUUCUUCUGUGACAUUCGGCCAGUGAUGAAGCUCUCCUGCAUUGACACCACUGUCAAUGAGAUCCUCACUUUGGUCAUCAGUGUGCUGGUGAUCCUCAUCCCCAUGGGCUUGGUCUUCAUCUCCUACAUCCUCAUCAUCUCCACCAUCCUCAAGAUUGCCACUGCUGAGGGAAGAAAGAAGGCCUUUGCCACCUGUGCUUCUCACCUCAUCGUGGUUAUUGUCCACUAUGGCUGUGCCUCCAUUGCCUACCUCAAGCCCAAGUCAGAGAACACCAUGGGUGAGGACCAGCUGAUCUCUGUGACCUACACAGUCAUUACACCCCUGCUGAACCCCGUGGUGUACACUCUGAGGAACAAAGAGGUCAAAGACGCUCUGCAGAGGGCUAUUGGCAGGAAACUCUCCUGACAAGAUUAGUCUAUUUCAGGUCUCAGAGAGUCUCUAACCAGGAAAAAAUGGAGCGGUACCCACAAUCACUAGAGUUCAGUUCUGGAGCCCAUUGAACAGAAGUUGGGUGAAAGGAGUAAAGAACAAAAACCACACAUUCAUCAACCUGCAAAAGCCUGAAUGUCACAGGAACACAGGAAUGUAACAGAAAGAACUCAGAGUUGUUUGGGUUGUUGGGAAGUUGAUGAACUUUUUGGGCAGCCUGGGACAGAAUGAAAUCAAAAUAGCUGACUGAAUGAAGGAGGGGAU